Messenger RNA from Entrophospora candida, 2310 nucleotides. Lineage: Eukaryota; Fungi; Glomeromycota; Glomeromycetes; Entrophosporales; Entrophosporaceae. The record is from the annotation of a GenBank genome assembly.
AUGGCUAAAAAAGAAGCAGCAACUAAAAGCUCCUCAUCCGGAGGUAAAAAUAAAAAAAAGAAAUGGUCUAAAGGAAAAGUUAAAGAUAAAGCAAACAACGCAGUAGUGUUGGAUAAAGCUACGUACGAUAAAUUAUUCAAAGAAGUACCGGCAUAUAAAUUAAUUACACCUUCUGUAUUAGUUGACCGUCUUCAUGUCAAUGGAUCUCUUGCAAGAGUUGCAAUUCGUGAAUUGGCAGAAAAAGGACUAAUUCGUAAGAUUUCCACUCAUGGGUCUCAACUUAUCUACAUCGAAGAGGAUGCCAACGACCGUGAAUUCAUGAAAGAACUGAGAUUAGAUGGUGACGAUGUGGAAUAUCAAAUCUCGAUUCUUUUGGCCCAGAAGAUUUCCGGUUGUCGUUCAACAAAAAGUAUUUCUGGUUCAUCUGAAAAAUCAACUAAUACUACUUCUAAACGGCCACAGACUUCAGCUUCGGUGCGUGGUAAUGUUCGUGGAGAAUCCCGAGUUGCCAGUGAAGUUGGAAUGUGUUUUAUAGAUUUAAAAACCAGUGAAUGCAUUUUAUCACAGAUAUUGUUAUCAGUUACAGCUGUUGAACCCUCCAAAUCAAAACUAUGUAAAAUACUUGAAGAUAAUAUACCAUCGGCUAUCAUUGUUCCAAUUGCAAGAAAAUAUUUUAACGAUGCUGUUGGUGUCUUGAAUCGUACAGUGACACCUAUGGGUGGUCGUCUUCUUCGUACCAACAUUUUACAACCUUUGACUGAUUCUGUGGAAGAACUUAUAAGUAGUGAGGAAACAUUUUUCUCAAUUCAAUCAGGUGUUUAUGGUGCACUCAAACCUUUUCAAGAUAUUGACCAUUUGAUUACUGCGUUGAUUCAAAUUCCAAGAAAACCUAAUGUAAAAAGUGCAGAACAAAAUAUCAAUAAUGUGAUUCUACUGAAACAUACAUUGACAUUGAUUAAAUCGCUAAAAAAUGCAAUGAUUGGUAUUAAAAAUUCUUUGCUUGACACAAUUUAUCAGCUCUUAAACGAUCCAGAAUUACAAAUACUAGAAGGAAAGAUUCAUCAAGUUAUAAAUGAAGAUGUUACUUAUCAAAAAAGUGCACUUGGUAUUCGAAAUCAACGUUGUUACGCUGUUAAGGUGAUUAAUGUUGCACGACAAACAUAUAAAGAAAUGGUUGAUGAUACAUUUGAAAUGAUUGAAAAAUAUAGCGAAAAAAAUGAGAUCCAUUUGAAACCUCAAUUCAGUGUAUCAACUGGAUAUUAUUUAUCAACAAAUAUAGAGCAUUUAGGUGAUCGUCAACUUCCUCUUGUGUUCAUUAACGUUAGCAAGAAAAAAAAUUUGUUAACUUUUACAACUUUGGAAUUGAUUAAAAAAAAUACAAAAAUUAAUGAAUCUUUAACUGAAGUUUAUCUAAUGUCUGACAAAAUAAUUGAAGAUUUAAUAUUUGAAAUUCGUGGCACAAUCGGUGUACUUUAUAAAGCAUCUGAAUCUGUAGCCAUGUUGGAUAUGUUGACAUCUUUUGCUCAUCAAUGCACCAUCUCAAAUUAUGUUCGUCCAGAAUUCACAGAUACAUUGGCAAUAAAAUCUGGUCGACAUCCUAUGCGAGAAUGUUUAUUUGUUGUGGAUCCAUUUAUUCCAAAUGAUACCUUUGCAAGUAACGCAACUAAUUUUCAAAUAAUUACAGGGCCAAACAUGAGUGGAAAAAGCACUUAUUUGAAGCAAAUUGCUUUGAUGAGUAUCAUGUCACAAAUUGGAUCCUUAGUCCCAGCAGAAUAUGCAUCAUUUAGAAUUGUUGACCAAAUAUUUACAAGGAUUUGCAAUGACAAUAAUAUGGAAAGUAAUACAAGUACAUUUAUCAUAGAAAUGCGAGAAACUGCAUAUAUUUUACAACAUGUGACAGAUGAAAGUUUAGUGAUAAUUGACGAACUUGGAAGAGGAACAUCUACACACGAUGGAUUAGGCAUAACAUAUGCCGUAUGUGAAGAAUUAGUAAAGACGAAGGCAUUCAUAUUCUUCGCAACACAUUUUCAUGAACUUACAAGAAGAUUAAGGUUUGGACAAUUAAUUGGUUUACCAGAUGAUGUUAUACAAAAGGCAACUGAAGUUUCUCAUAAAUUAAAAGAAUUGAUUGAUGCCAAUAAAGAAAAAUCAUCCUCAAAUAAAAUUACCAAGAGAAGACAAUUAUUAUUGCAGUUAACUGAACAUCUGCUGCAAAUAAAAAGAUCGUCAAAUCUGGAUAAAGAUAGUUUAAGAAGGUAUCUUAAAAUGGUUCAAGAAGGAUUUAUCACAAAGAUGGAAGAGUUGAUGUGA